This is a messenger RNA of Emiliania huxleyi CCMP1516, 831 nucleotides long. RefSeq lists its product as hypothetical. The coding region runs from base 1 to 831 and encodes 276 amino acids. Lineage: Eukaryota; Haptophyta; Isochrysidales; Noelaerhabdaceae. The record is from RefSeq and is a predicted model, not a curated record. The transcript has a single exon.
AUGCCUCCGGCGCCUGUUGUGGCCACAGAGUGUGCGAAUGCGUACGUGUGCCCGCUGGACGCGGCGAAGCUGGUCGCGCUGCGCCACAUAGUGGAGGGCCUGCGGCAGGAGAGCGGCGGACAGAAAAGUGCGCUGGUGUUCAAGCCGAGGCGGUGGCGCUUCCAUGCAGAGAGGCCGACGUGGAAGAGUGAUAUCCGGUGGAUCAGCGCCGCCGACGAGCAAACCUUUCGCGGCCUCUUCGAGCCGCUCUUCGCCAAGCUCGGCAUCGCGUCGCUCUUCUCAUUCCUGGGCGACAUGGCUCUCUUCUCCGGCUUCUUUGUGACUCGAGGCCACACGCGCAAGACGCACUUCCACACGGACUUUGGCGACACGGGCAGCCGUUGCUUCACUCUGAUGACGCCGCUGUAUGACAUGGCCGACCUCCGCGACUGCCACCUGCUCUGCCAGGUGCCGACGGACGGCGAGGCAGCCGCUUGCGCGCCCGCCGCCGAUGCGCCCGCUGCCGACGUGCCCGCCGCAUGCCCACUCGCCGAUGCGCCCGUUGCGUGCACGGUCGCCGCUGCGGCGGUCGCCGCCGCCGCCUCCGUCGGCGCGAGGGACGUGAUCCGUCAGUAUCGCUACGAGCUCGGCACGGCCAUCGCGUUCGGCGACGGCUUCGUCCACGGCACGGAGACAGGCGAGGCGCCGUCGCAGCUGGCCUUCCUCUGCUUCACCUUUGGCGACCGCCGCUGCACGCCCGAGCAGUGGAGCGCCGCCGAGGGGUACAUCAAGGAGCAGGGGCCGGUCUACCAGGACCCGACAGGGCGGUUGGUGGUGAAGGAUGUAGCGUGA